Messenger RNA from Plectropomus leopardus (leopard coralgrouper), 13175 nucleotides. RefSeq lists its product as uncharacterized. Gene Ontology annotation, cellular component: nucleus. NCBI's taxonomy places the organism in Eukaryota, Metazoa, Chordata, Actinopteri, Perciformes, Serranidae. The record is from RefSeq and is a predicted model, not a curated record. Gene Ontology annotation, molecular function: RNA binding; zinc ion binding.
CCAGGGCCCCUAACGAGCCCUCUUCUUGGAGGGCUCCCAGGGAGAUCGCUCCUGUUUGGCCAACAGGCUGCCUCCUUACAGCUGGCUCAGCUGAAAGCCCAGCUAGCACUGACGCAGAUAAACAACGCUCUCGCCGUUGGCAACCGAGCCACGACUUUGACAGCCAAAUCCAACAAACCUGCUCCGUACAUAUCCACAACACCCCCAUCCCCAACGGCUGCAGCCAUCAAUCUCCUUAACCUUCUGAAGAUCGCAAACACCAUGUCCCAUCCCCUGUAUAACCCCUAUGCCUCUGGGAACCAAGGCUCCAGCCAGGGGCAGUAUGGACUCUCCAGUGUACAGGUAGCAAGGGACUCUCGGAGGGAAUCCUCUCGCCCUGGACCUGGCUCUAGCUUCAGCUCUUCAAGUGCUGCAUCUGCAACUCCUGUCAACUCUGGAGGAAUACUCCCACCGCUGCUGUCUCAGUCAACUAACUACAGACCUGAACAGAACAGGGCCACAAUGGACAGCAGUAUAGAGAGAUCUGUAGACAUGCACAUUACCCGAGCCAGAGAAGAGGUGAAGCUUCUUGGCAAACCGAUGCAUCAGCCUAUAGACCAGGGCACUCGCUUUACCAGCACUCAAAGGGAUGAGUUUAUGUCCUCAGGCACAGGGAUGGCCUCAUACCCAAUGUCCUCAACCUCAUCCUCGCAAGGACAUGGACAAUCAGGCUUUAAAAGUGGAUGCAGCUCCUCGGAUUGGUUAUCAAAUUACAAAAGGCCCGCUGUUGAUGACCCAUACAAAUGUUUUUCAUCAUCUGCUUCAUCUAACUAUGCAAGUGAAAGAGAACAUAAUAUGCAGUCCAUUCCAGGCUUGGGUGAUUUUGACUAUCCAGUGCCAGAAAAACCUGCAGUCCCUACAGAGUCCGGUAAACCCAAGUACACCUUUGAAUCAGCUUCGAACAUCCUUCUGCGCUUUGGGCUUGAUAAAGAGGACUUGGAACACCUUGUCUCCUAUCCUGAACACCAGAUCACGCCUGCUACCCUGCCCUUCAUCUUGCGGCAAAUCAAAAUUGAGAAGUCCAAGAGAGCUGCAGCUACAGUUUCGUCAAAACCCUGCCCCGAACCCCGACCUACCAGAAGUGUGAGUGGAAUAGACAGUCAGAGUUUGAGAACUUCUGGAGUGGCAGGGAUUUCCCAGGAGGAAAUUUCAACUGCUGUUCUCAAGCCAAGUAAAGUGAUUGACUAUGGGCAUACUGGCAAAUAUACUGGAGUGGUUGGGGAUGACAUUGUAAAGACCAGUAGCAGCAGAUCUAACAGCAGUGGGAGUGGAAGUAUGUUGCUGAUGGACACUUUUGAUAGCAGAUACAGCCGAGAACCACCGCAAAAAUAUACAGCAGAGAUGAAAAGCAGUGCUUUGGGUUCUUCACGUGAUCAGACAAGUUCUGUUUCAAGUUUCAGCUCCUCGUUCAGUUCAAUACUGAGCUCUGUGGCUCCUCCAAGGAAUGAUCAGACCAAACAAUGGCAGAACCAACCAAACCAGACAUCCCAAACAAUCCCCAGCUCCUUCUGUCUUCCAAAGAAAGACACAGACCACAGAGUUCUCAAGUCUGAAGUCCCCAAACCUGUUCCUUUAAGAGAACCAGAUGUAGAUCGCCAGUCAACAUCGAAACCUCCACCACCCAACACUCUGAUCCGUGGUGUGCAUCCCAGCCGACCUGGCCUGGUGGUCAUUGGCAAUAUUCAUACCACAGGCGCUAAGAAUCAGAGUAAAACUCAAGGACAAGGGUCAACAGUUUCUGAGCAGAUGAAAAAACAGCAGACACAACAGCAAUCGAAGCAGCAGAUGGAGCAGCAACAGAAGCAGUCCAUAACGCAGGUGGGGCAAGCGAUGUGGCCAUCAGUGACUUCUGCUGCAAAAUCAGUCACCCCUGCCUCUCACAACCCUAGCAUCACUGAUGCCAUGCAACGUUCGGUAUUUAUCCCUGGUGGUCCUCACCCCAUGGUUUUGCCUCCGGCUGUGCCUCAACCAAUCCCAAGCCUGAUGAAUGUCAUUCUCCUGCCAAAGCCGCCCUCCAACAGGCAGCCUCCAGGAAAGACGGCAGUCUCUAAGGGUCUGCCAACAGCAGCUAUGAUGCAUGACUAUGCGGCGACCACGCCGAAAACGUUUCCACAUACCUGUUCUUUGUGUAACAGAGAAUUUACUCUUAUGAAGGAUUGGAUUUCCCACCAGAACACCAACCUUCACCUUGAAAGCUGCAGACUCCUCCGAACACGAUACCCAGAGUGGGAUGGUGAGAUUACACUCAGGCCAAGUGCUGCAGGUAAAGAUGCCAAGCCCUCCCCCUCUACCACGUCACAGACUUCCCAACAUCGUCACCAAGAAGUCAGGCAUGGAAGGGGCUCUUAUUCCCGCUCACCCAGCCCCCGUCGCCACCAUGGCUCAGAAGGUAGAAGGGAGAAACACACGAGCAGAUCGGAUUCGCCGCACAAAUCCAGAUACACUCGCAGGUCCCGAUCUCGUUCUCGUUCCCCACGGUACGAUUACCCAAACUCCCCCCACUAUCCGUCAAGUUCCAGGAGCCCCGAGAGACGAUCGUCACCAAGGAGGAGAGACAAUAGACGAUCAUCUCCAAGCAGGAGCUAUGAGAGACAGUCGUCUCCAAGGAGGAGUGAUACAUGGUCACCAUCAAGGAAGACUGACAGGAGACCAUCACCCUUCAGGUGGAGCGACAAGAGACAAUCACCACCAAGGAGAAGUGAUCAAAGAAGAUCGCCCCUACGGAGAAGUGACGAGAGACGAUCGCCACCAAGAAAAAGUGAUAUGAGACGAUCCCCUCAGCAGAAGAAGUUGCCCGAUGCAGAGAGCUUUUAUAAGAAACUUAUGGAAACAACAGCUGUACAAUCUCUGUCAAAAGAGUAUGACCUAGAUGCUGUGGUUAAAACUCUGGCUCCUGCUUUACUGGCCAAGCUAACCAACAUGAAGUCCUCGCCAUCAUCAUCAUCAUCGUCAUCUUCCACAAGAGGAAAACCCUCCUCGUCUGCUACUGCCUCUUCCUCAUCCUCCUCUACAGCAAAUAAGGAGUUGGCCAAAAAGUCCUCUAAAUCAAAGCCCAGCCUGCAGAAGAGUGAGGCAAGUUCCUUCACAAAGACUAAGUCUGGUGAAUCUUCACCGUCCACCAUGGUGAGACUAAAAGAAAUUCAGAGAUCUGUCUCUUAUGGCGAAUUAAAAGCUGCAGUGGAGCACUUUGGAAAAACCAAGUCAGUUGUAGUGCUUCGAAAAAAAGAGGAGGCAAUUGUGUGUUUUGAGAACGAGAAAAGCGCAAAGAAAUUGAAGAGGUUAAAGAGCAUUGAUGUGAAAGGACUGCCAGUUGCUGUUGUCAGAGAACAGGGUCCUGUUUCUAAGGAGCAAAAGAAGCCUCUCCAGAAAAAACCUGCCACAGCCAGUGUCUCCACACCUCAAACCGCUACUACAAAAAAGGCUCUUCUCCCUGCACCUAGCAUGGCUCCGCCUACAUGUCCCAAAAAGCCCUCGUCUUUGCCUUCUGGAGCCACAAAAGCAGGCAAACUUGCCAAUAAAAAAAGUGCAGUUAAAGGUUCAGUGAAAGGCUUAACAACUACCACCAAAGCUAAAGUCUUGGUUUCCAAAGCGAAAAAUGUUUCAACCAAGCAGAUAACUAAAAUGGUAAAAACAGGAAAGUUGCCUGCAAAGGGAGCUGUGAUAAAAUCUGUGCUUGAUUCUGUGGCAAAGCAAGUAACGCCUUCAGGAACCAAGUCCACGUCACAUCAGUCUGAUGUUGACAAUGCCAAACCUAAAGAAUGUGAAAUGAAGGUCCAAGAGGCUGUGCCGAAACACACAGUAAAAGUGGUCAAAAAGACAAAUGUGAUGGUUGUUGAACCUAGAACAUCUGAAGCCAAGGUCCAAGACACUGUUCCAGAAAACACAGCCAAGGUGGUUGAAAAAGCAAACGUGACAGUCGCUAAACCUAGAGAAUCUGAAACCAAGGUUCAAGAACCUGUGCUGAAAAACACAGCCAGUGUUGUCGAAAAAGCAAAUGUGGCAGUUAUUGAACCUAAAGAAUCUGAAACCAAGCUUCAAGAAGCUGGGCUUAAACACACAGCCAAGGUUGUCGAAAAGGUACAUGUAACAGUUGUUGAACCUAGAAUAUCUGAAACCAAGGUCCAAGAAGCUGUUCAGGAAAACACAGCCAAGGAUGUUGAAAAAAUAAAUGUUACCACUGAUGAACCUAAAGAAUCUGAGACCAUGGUUCAAGAAGCUGUGGCAAAAGACACCGCCAAGGUUGUCGAAAAGGCAAAUGUGACAGUUGGACCCAAAGGAUCUGAAACCAAAAUACAAGAAGCGGCUCCGGAAAACACAACUAAGGUUGUCGAAAAGGCAAAUGUGAAGGUUGUUGAACAAAGAACAUUUGAAACCAAGGUCCAAGAAGCUGUUCCGAAAAAAACAGCCAAUGUUGUUGAAAAAGCAAAUGUGACAGGUCUUAGCUCCAAAGAAUCUGAAACCAAGGUUCAAGAAGCUCUCCCAAAAAGCACAGCUAAGGUUGUUGAAAAGGCAGAAGUGACAGUUGUUGAACCCAGAACAUCUGAAAUCAAGGUUCAAGAAGCUGUUCUGAAAAACACAGCCAAAGUUGUCCAGAAGGGAAAUGUGAUGGUUGUUAAACCUACAACAUCUGAAACCAAGGUUCAAGAAGGUGUGCCAAAAGAUACAGCCAAGGUUGUCAAAAAAGCAAAUGUGACAGCUGAUGGACCUAAAGAAUCUGAAACCAAGGUCCGAGGAGUUGUGCUGAAAGACACAGCCAAAGUUGUUGAAAAAGCAAAUGUGACAGCUGAUGGACCUAAAGAAUCUGAAACCAAGGUCCGAGGAGCUGUGCUGAAAGACACAGCCAAAGUUGUUGAAAAUGCAAACGUGACAGUUGAUGAUCCUCAGCAUCAGGCAGAACUUGUAAAAGCCAGAGACAAUGAAGAUGCUGAACCAAUGGAGACUGGGGCAAUGAGAGUUGAAUCAGCAGAGCCUAUGGACGUUGGAAGUUGUGCUGAGGAUCAAGGACAAAAACAACCAACAACAGAGGCUGUGCCAGAAAACUCAGCCGACAAAUCCAGUGAGAGUCAACCACCAGACAGUACAGUUGAGACCCGGCCAAGAGAAACUUCUGUUGAGGCUUUACCACACGUCCAGCAAAGUGUCCUGUCAGAACCACAGUCCACUGCACCAGGACCAGAGACCAAGACAGAGGCUUCAAAGAUGCAACAGCAGGCUGCAGGAAGCCCAGCUGAAGCUGCAUUGGAGGCGAAGCUGCCAGAUCAAGGAGUGGAAACAAAAACAAUUCAAGAUCCUGGAGUGAAGACAAAAUCGGAUGCAGCGUCAGACAGUUUUGCCUCAGAACUCGGCGCAUUUACCGAACUGACUAUUGGGAACAUGAAGAAUCUGCAUCAUUCCAGAAUACCGUACAUCAAUUUUAAAACCGUCUUCUCACCCAAAUUUUAUUCACUUAAUAAGAGACAGUUGCUCAUACAAAACCUGCCGAGGUUUAACGAAUGCUCCUACACAGAGGAUGACCUCGCCAAACGGCUCAUGCCAUUUGGGUUUCAAUAUGAAGAUAACAAGAUCCAUGUAUUUCCUCAGAAGCGCAUGGCCUUGGUUAUGAUGCCGAAUGUGCACGUUGUGCUUAAGACAAUAAAAACCUCACAGAAGGGCAUUUAUUUCAAACAUCAUAGACUUGGUUUCCGCGUAGCGAACGACAUCUCAAUGACACCGACUGGAUUGUAUCGGACGCUGAAAAAGCUGGUUUGUCCUAAGGCAGCUGAAGAAGAUUUAGCGAAAACAAUCCUCAUCAAGAACAUUUCUUGGAGCGAGACCGUGGAGCUCUCGGAAACUUUGAAAAAAAUCGGUUGUGUGCAGAACUUCCUGCCUCUCCUCAACAAGGUGUUUAUAGAAUUUGUGUCCGUUGAGGAUGCCGAUCGACUCGGAGUUUGGUACAGUCUCCUGAAACAAGCCCCAAACCACGAAGUCAGCAGGCUGCGAGUCGAGCACGGUGCCAUAACAGCGCAGCCACCAAAACUUGCUGAGAAAGCUCUUCCUGACAGCCAAAAUGCUGUUGCCGGGGCAACUGUCCCACCGCUCAAAUAUGGCGUUCCACCAGCCAGCAUUGGACCGUUUUCGGUCACGAUGAGAACUUCCCCCUUCCUGUUCUCUACCGUGUGUCCUUGGUUCAUUAUCCCAAAUUAUCAGACGGUCACAGCGGAGGAUGACAUUGAGAGGGCCCGUGAACGCGGUUCGAAGUUCUCUACGAUCAUGUUGACCGGUUUGCCGGAGGGAACCUUUAAGCACGAAGACGUGGCUAAGCUGGUGUGGCGGUAUUUUCCCAAACAGAACCUUCACUCCCUGUACUACGACGUGGUGGCGUUAACGCUGCAGAGGAGGGCCUUUGUGUUUUUCUCUGAUUGGACUAAAUGCUGUGAUUUUGUCCGAGAUCACAUCACAAAUCCAGUUUCUAUCAAUGACUGCAAACUCAGCGUUCACUUCGUCCUGGAAGACAUGGAUCCCAGAUCCAGUGAGGAGAUGAUGUACACAACUCUGAUGAGAUGGAGCAACGCUGGAGUUCCAGAUCCAGACGCUCUGGAGGAGCGUUUGCUGUGCGUGGAGAUUUCUCAAACACACGUAACCUUCAUCGGGACAGUUUUGAAAGCAGUGGAGUCCAUCGCGACCUUUGUCAGCUUUCUGCCGCUCUCCAACAGGAUAUGCAUUGAGAUGGCUGACUCCAGCAGUGUGACCAAAGUGGUGCAGAAAUACAACACUACGGAGUCUUUGAAGAAGGAACCUUUUUGGGGUAGAGUUCAACGUUUUGAGUCUGUGAAGAGCCUGAAACAGCGUCUACGUGAUUCUAGUGAGAUCACAAUAAACUUUGACACCAUCAAUGUCAAAGCCAAGCCCCCAGAUGUGAAAUGUCAAACUAAGCCUCAUCCCUCUAAGCAGUCGGAUAAUGGGUCACAACCUGCUCUCCAAACCAGUGGCCCUGGUGGAUCCACCAUUUCUGAGACCAGCACAGCAGGACCAAGUGCUACCACCACAAGUGACAUAGCAAUGGAGGGCAGCAAUGUGAAACCAGGAACUGAGAUCACCAUGGACUCCACUGUUGCCCUUCAGGCAAAUGAAGAUGUAGAGAAAGCAAAGGAUGGCGAGAAACCAGGAACUGGGAUCACCAUGGACUCCUCUGCUGGUCCUGAGGCAAAUGAAGAUGUAGAGAAAGCAAAGGAUGGUCAGAAACCGGGAACUGGGAUCACCAUGGACUCCUCUGUUGCUCUUCAGGCAAAUCAAGAUGACGAAAAAGCAAAGGACAAUGAGAAACCAAGAACUGAGAUCGCCACGGACUCCGCUGCUGGUCCUGAGGCAAAUGAAGAUGUAGAGAAAGCAGAAGUAAAUGUGGAAGAGGGCUCACCAAUACCUUUGACCUCUACUGCUGAUGUGACCUCUAUCUCUGCAGUCAGCAGUGGAAAAACAGUCCCAACUGCUUCCAGCAAUUCCCCCUCAGCCACAGCAACUUCGUCAGAAGAAAAUGUCUCAGAACUUCCUCAGAUUACCUCAGAAAUGUUCCAGUUCAUCGUGGCAGCAGUUCGCAACCACAAACUCACUCGGGGGAGCAGGUCCCAGAGUGAGGAAAAGAAGAGCUCCAACAAAAGCAACAGAAGCCCUAAAACUUCAGUGGUUGAAGACAGACCACAAAGAAUGGGUCCGGAUGAUUUUACCGAUGAAUUUGUUACGUCUGUUUUCGAUGAGUUGAAUUUCAACAUGGAUGACUUUGUCACUGUUGAUGAAGUUGGUGAUGACGUGGGGGACACAAGCCCUGAGCCUCAAACCUCCUCCUCACCCAAGCAGUCCUCCACAUCAAGACAAGGCAGGCAGAGCUCCAGUGUCUCAUCCUCUAGCCAAAAAACCUCAACAAGGUCUUCAAGAGACUCUAAAACCUCUUCCUCAUCCUCCUCAUCCAAGUCAACUAAAGGCUCCAGCACCUCUAGCUAUGUGCCACCAAAAAACUCCAAGGACUCAUUUGAGCCCACCAAAUCCCCUAUUAAACCCUCGUCCUCUGCCAGUGGUAGUAAGGCCUCCUCCUCUCCACAGUCUUCUGAAACCCGUUUUUCCCCUGGUCAGAAAAAACAGCAGAGCAAGACAAAUCCUCCAGCCAAAACAUGUAAUACUUCAUCCUCCCGUCGUAGUACCAGCUCAUCCUCCGCUACACGUGAAACAGAAAAGAUAACAGCAGCAAGUGUUGAGGCAUCAAUGGAGAUACAUUCAGAGCCACUUGGAGAAGAAACAAAAGACACGGAGACUGCAGUGGCAAUAUCUGGCCACAGAGUGUCAACAGAGGGUCUUUCUGCAAAAACUGCUGAGUCAGAGACAAAAACAGAAACAUCAACCCAUGGUCCUGAGGAGGUGGAUGCACCUCUCAUAGAGUUGAGCCAAGCCCAGAGUCUGGAGAUUUUUUCUAAUGCCAAAGACCGAAAGAAAAGUAAAGAGAAAAGGAAAGAUUAUGUUGACAAGCAUACAGAGGAGGAGGAGGAUUACUAUGAAAAAUACCAAAUUCUUGAUUCACUUGAUGAUCAAACAGAUCAACAGAUGGAUGAUGCCGACUAUGACAGCAGCUCUGAAGCACAACUAACUGGACUCGAAGAAGGCAACACUUUGAACGAGGAAAGCUUUCAGGUCUUGGACAGUGUUGAAGAUGAAGGCAAAGCCUGCCCAGAUGAGUACAGUGAAAUGGACGGUUCUCUCCAAGUUUUAGACAGUGUUGCUGAAAACCAAGCAGCUACGGGUCAAGAGGACAGCCACCUACUCCGAGAUGAUGGUUCCACAGUAAAGCAACUUUCUAAAGGGGAUGAAAUUUCAGCAGGCGCCAAAUCUGAUUCGGCAGGUAAAGGUCAAAAGGAAAAAAGUGCAGAUAAUUUCCAAGUGUUAGAUAAAGAUAGUAAACAAACUCCAAGGGACAAAGUAAAUGGAAAGAGGGGAAAAGAGAAAGAGUUCAAAGGCAAAAGACAUUCAACAAAAUCCUCCAAAGAUGUGGAAAAUCUGGAGAGCCAAACCCCAAAUGAGGACCAGACUCUACCAGAACAAGAAACCUUUGAGAUAUUGGAUUCAAUCGAUGAUCAGACAGUAACAGAGGAUGACAGCCAAAACCUCAAAACUCCUAGUGACCAGAAAUCUAAAGAAGAUGGAAGGUCCAUCCAGGAAGACGAAGACACAUAUCAGGUAAUUGAUUCGGUGGACGAUCAGCCAACGCCUACAGAAACAGAGUCAGAGAUUGACAACAAGCGAAAAAGAAGCAUCAGAGAGGAUGUGACUGCUAGAAAAGAUGAUAGACCAUCAAAGAGGAGAAGCUGCACAACCACGGCCACCAAAGCUGAAGAAAAGGAGAAAUCACCAAAGAAACAGGACAGGACAGUUACAAAAUAUGACACACAGACAAAGAUUGACACCACUACGGGAGUUUCUAAAAAAGAUAAAGAUGUGUUUGAGGGAGUAGAUUCUGUAGAAGACGAACCAGUUCACGAUGCCGCCUCCACAGAAAGGUCUGGUAGAAGAAGGAGCGCAAGAGGAAAGAAAGAAGAUAAAAUGACUUUGGUUCCCACGGCAGUGUCUGAAAAUCCAGAGGAGGGUACGUACAAAAUUUUAGAUUCUGUGGAGGACAAAACUACCAAUGAUGAACAGACUGUCUCUACAAGAUCUACCAGAGGACAAAGGGAAAGAACAUCUAAGAAAGAUAGUUUAGAUGAAAAAACAAUAAAAGAGGACACAUCAACAAGAAGGAGGCACAAUCCUGCCAGAGGGUCCCAGGAACAAAACAGGGACAAAAUGCCCAAAAAGGAGGGGAAAACCUCUCCAAAGGAGAGCACACCAUCAAAGAAGAGUGACAGUAUUGUAAGAGAGGUAAGUGAGGAGGAUGCCACCUACAAGGUAUUGGACUCUGUGGAGGAAGAGGUUGUUAAGGAUGAUCAGCCCGCUACAAGAAGAAAAGGACAGAGGGGAAGACCAAAGAAAGAAGCUAAAUCAAAAGAAGACAGAACAACUUUGAAGACAGGUGACAAAGAUGUUUCUGAAAAAGUGGCUGAUGAAGAAGAGGCGACGUAUCAGAUUCUUGAUUCUGUGGAGGACGAGAUGGUUGACAAUCAGCACCUCAAAGUACAGUCAGACGAAAAAAAAUCUGAAAACAAAGAACGGCAAACAAAGACAUCUCUUGCAGGAUCACCCAAAAAUGAGGAGGAGGAGGAAGAGUAUCAGAUCAUAGAUUCCCUCGAAGACGAUCAAGCUCAAGAAGAGCCAAGAGCCACAGAGGACAAGACUAAAGACGAAAAUCCUACAGAAGAACAGGCAUCGACCGUAGAAGAAGACACACCAACACGUGGAACCACAAGUGUGGAAGCGUCUGAAAAAGUUGUCAGCGAGGUGGAGACUCCAUAUCAGAUAGUUGAUGAUUUAGAGAAGGAAAAUAAUGAUCCAUCUGCUGCAAAAGGGUCUGCAAUGGGGAACGAAGACAGUACACCCAAAACUGACAUUAGGAACGAGGUUGAAUCAACAACUAAAUGCCAGAGUGAUACUUCUAUACUAAACAGGGAGAAAAAACAAAAAUCACCCGAGGAAGACGAUACGACGAGCACUCUGGUCAACCUAGACGAAGUGAGCGAGGAGGAGGAAGAUUACCCUGACGACACAGCCGAAGAGGAAAAACUGAGGAAGCAGCAGGCUUUUGCAAAAGAGAAGCAGUUAACCAAAGAGCGGGAAGCACGGAGGACCAAGGAGAGAGAGGAGAGGAAGACCAGGCAGAGGGAGGAGAAGGAACGAAGUAGCCAGAGUAGCAGCAGAGGAGGAGGAGGCGGCGGGGAAGGGACGAGGAGGGCAAAGGAGAGGGUGAGGGGAAAGGAGAAGACAGUGGAGCUAGAUGCCAAAGAGCUGGUGACUCUAGAUGAGGUGGGAUCAGAUGAGGCCGGAGAGGAUACGGCACCGGAGAGCCGAGAGUGGGAUGAGGAGAUCACGGAGGGCGAGCUGCAGGCACUCGUUACUCUGGACGAGUUUGUAGAAGAAGAGGAGGAAGGAAAGGCUGAGCAAAGCACACCGGAGACCUGUCCACCCAGCCAGGAGGACGAAUCAGUGGACUUCUUAAACCCAGAGACUUUGGUGACUUUAGAUGAAGCAGGCGAUGAUGAAGAAGAAAAGCCGGACAAAGAGCAAGCAAAGACCACCUCGAGAUCGUCCAAACGUAAACAUAACGAUGACAGAGUUUUAGAGGAAAAUAUGAACUUUGUGACGGUAGAUGAAGUGGGAGAGGUGGAAGAGGAAGAGGAGCAGGAAGCUGUAAAAACCAGGACAAGAGGACGAGCCAAGAAGAGAACCAGACAAACGCCUGUGAGGAAAUCUACCAGAGGGAAACAGAUGACUGAAAAAGACGAGAGAGAAGAAGAAAACGAGCCAGCGGGCACUGAAGUACCGCCUCCCGCUUCACUCGAAGUCUCCUCAUCGGCGGACAAAGACUCGUCUACUUUGUCAAGUGACGUCCAGCCGGAGAUCCAGAAGACGGAGGUGGAUUCAGUGAGCCAUGCUGGCAUUGAUGCUGCGUCUGCAGGGCAGGAACCUCCGGCAGAAAACCCUGAGACCCAGACACCGGAGACCUGCGUGGAGCAUGGAGAGGAAGAGGAGGAAGGAUGGAGCGGGGCGGACAUGAAAGCUGCGAGUAAACGGAAGAGCGAACCUGUCGGACCUGAAGCAAAGCGAUCUCGCUCUCAGUCUCCGUGUGUUGCUACUGAUGUCAAACUGCCCGUAUUUAAACCCAACACACCCCUUGGUCAGGAGUUUGUCGUCCCCAAAUCCGGGUAUUUCUGUAACCUCUGCUCUGUUUUCUACCUGAACGAGAGCACCGCCAAGAACCUCCACUGCAGCAGCCAGAGACACCACGAAAACCUGCAGAAACACAACGAGAAACUUCAACGAAAACCAUCAAGAAGUUCUCAAGGCUCCGUUUCUGACUGAGCCAGACUUCAACUACUGACUCUGUGUGUGUGUGUGUGUGUGUGUGUGUGUGUGUGUGUGUGUGUGUGUGUGUGUUUAAAAAUGGAAAGAGCUGGACCAGUAAAAUGUGUGCACCUUUACAAACCACUCCAGAGGGGUUUAGCUGAUAAAUCUGUAAAAGAAGCCAUGUGGAUCACAGCUAAUCACUGUCUGGCUUUUUUUCCAUAUAAAUGUAUAAAUGAUUUAUUUGCCUCCGUACUCGUUCAUAUGUCAGCAUGUACUUUCUGAUUGGCUUUCAAACACACCAACUCUGCAGUUUUGGUGCCUUACUUUGCCUACAGUUGCAUCAGUUGUGUUGUGGAAAAACCCGGAAACAUGAGCCGAGCGAAAUGAUUAAGUCUGCAACUGUUACAUUUUUGUUAACUUUAAAAGGUGCUACAUGACCUGUUUUACUCAUCAAUGCAGAAAAACUACAGUAUUUAAAAUAAAUGCAACAUUAAUUUGCAUUUUCUUUUUCUAAUUUUCUAGAAAUUAGAGUUAAAUUUGCAUUGAAACUUUGCUUGUAAUCUCAAAAUUUCUGCAGGAGACGACUGAACUGAUGGAGAAUGUGGUCCUAAUUACUUUUCAGUUAGGAAAUAAAUCAUUACAUUGGUCUCAUUUAUGUAAACAAAGGUAUACUCCUAUUACAUUAUUACAUUUCAUCACUUUUGACAUUUAAAAUGCAGCAGGUAGCACCUUUCCAAGGAUGGACUGUUACUCUGAGAGCUAUUAACUUGUAUAAAUGAACCUUAAAAUUUAAUUUUGCACAUUUUGUAUAAAGAUCAGAUGAGCCACUCUAGCUUUAUUAGCCAUGCAGUUGUUAAUUAUCGUCAUGGUUAGAUUUUUCUCUCAUAAAUUAGUAAAGAAAGAAACCACAGUUUCUGAACUGCAGAAACAAACAUGAACACGGUUAAAAGUACUGACAGUUAUUUCUCAAUAAUGUGAAACUUUUUUUUUAUUGUUUCUAGUUUUGCAGAGAAAUGUUUUUAUGAGUUACUUAACUGUUGAGGUUAACGCAAAUCGUAGGAAUGAGGAUGUUUGUUUUUCUAUCCUUUUGAAAAUGUACCUAAAAUGGCAAGUUGAUCCCACUUUCUGUAUUCAGGUGUAAAAUGUUAUUUUUACUCUGAAUUAAAUUGUAUAUGAAGUAA